GCUUGUUUGGAUCUAAUCGUAAAGUAUGCUCAAGUGCAUUAACCGAACGGCCCACUUUACGAAGUGUCUUCAGUCAACAGGAAGCUGCGCUUUUAUUAUUCCAAAGUUUAAGCUGGUGUCAUCGUCUCCUCCCAGAAUGACCGAUCCGGCUGUGAGGAGGGUGGUCAGUGAUAUAAUUCGCUCUCCAGAAGACAAGCGGGUUUAUAGAGGCCUGGAGUUCACCAACGGCCUGAAGGCCAUGCUCAUCAGCGACCCGACUACAGACAAGUCCUCUGCUGCCUUGGAUGUCCACAUAGGUUCGCUGUCGGACCCAGAGAACAUCUCAGGCCUGGCGCACUUUUGUGAGCACAUGUUGUUCCUGGGAACAGAAAAGUACCCCAAGGAGAACGAGUACAGCCAGUUCCUCAGCGAGCACGCAGGAAGCUCCAACGCCUUCACAAGCGGCGAGCACACCAACUACUACUUCGACGUAUCCCAUGAGCACUUGCAAGGAGCUCUUGAUAGGUUCGCCCAGUUCUUCCUGUGCCCUCUGUUCGACGAGAGCUGUAAGGACCGCGAGGUCAACGCCGUGGACUCGGAGCAUGAAAAGAACCUGAUGAACGACGCCUGGAGGCUUUUUCAGCUCGAGAAGGCCACGGGCAACCCAAACCACCCCUUCAGUAAAUUUGGAACAGGAAACAAACUGACGCUUGAGACCAGACCAUCUAAAGAGGGGGUCGACGUCCGUCAGGAGCUCCUAACGUUUCACUCCACGUAUUAUUCUGCUAACCUCAUGGGGCUGUGUGUGUUGGGCAGAGAGUCUCUAGAUGAGUUGACGUCCAUGGUGGUAAAACUGUUUGGAGAAGUGGAAAACAAGAACGUUCCUGUCCCAGAAUUCCCUGAACACCCCUUCCAGGAGGAACACCUCAGAAAAUUCUACAAAGUGGUCCCCAUCAAAGACAUAAGAAACCUUUAUGUAACGUUUCCCAUCCCAGACCUGCAGAAGUACCAUAAAUCAAACCCGGGACAUUAUCUGGGACAUCUGAUCGGUCACGAAGGACCUGGCAGUUUGCUGUCCGAGCUGAAGUCUAAAGGCUGGGUGAACACGCUCGUGGGAGGGCAGAAAGAAGGAGCCAAAGGCUUCAUGUUUUUUAUCAUCAACGUGGACCUGACUGAGGAGGGCUUGUUGCACGUUGAGGACAUCAUCUUUCACAUGUUCCAGUACAUCCAGAAACUUCGCACCGAGGGGCCUCAGGAGUGGGUCUUUGAAGAAUGCAAGGAUUUGAGCAAAGUAGCCUUCAGGUUUAAGGACAAGGAGCGACCCCGUGGCUACACCUCUAAAGUGGCAGGUUUGCUGCAUUACUACCUUCUGGAGGAAGUUCUCGCAGCCGAGUAUCUUCUGGAGGACUUCAGGCCGGAUCUGAUCGAGAUGGUGCUCGACAAGCUCCGACCAGAAAACGUCAGAGUUGCAGUGGUGUCCAAGUCAUUUGAGGGUCAAACCGACAGAACUGAGGAGUGGUACGGCACACAGUACAAGCAAGAAGCCAUUUCAGAGGAAACCAUGAAGACGUGGGGCAACGCAGACCUCAACGGCAAGUUCAAGUUACCGAUGAAAAAUGAAUUCAUCCCCACCAACUUUGAGAUCUACCCUCUGGACAAAGAGUCUCCUUCAGUUCCCACGCUGAUCAAGGAUACUGCCAUGAGUAAAGUUUGGUUUAAGCAGGACGACAAGUUCUUCCUUCCCAAGGCGUGUCUAAACUUUGAGUUCUUCAGCCCGUUUGCGUAUGUGGACCCGUUGCAUUGUAACAUGGCAUAUUUGUACCUGGAGCUCCUCAAGGACUCCCUCAACGAGUAUGCAUAUGCAGCCGAGCUAGCUGGCUUGAACUAUGACCUCCAAAAUACCGUCUAUGGGAUGUAUCUGUCGGUCAAAGGCUACAACGACAAACAGCACAUCCUGCUGAAGAAGAUCGUUGAGAAGAUGGCCACCUUCGAGAUCGACGAGAAGCGCUUUGACAUCAUUAAAGAAGCUUACAUGAGGUCUUUGAACAACUUCCGAGCCGAGCAGCCUCACCAGCACGCCAUGUACUACCUUCGUCUGCUGAUGACCGAGGUGGCCUGGACCAAAGACGAGCUCCGAGAGGCCCUGGAUGAUGUAACUCUCCCACGGCUCAGGGCCUUCAUACCUCAGCUGUUGUCUCGGCUACACAUUGAAGCCCUCCUCCAUGGCAACAUCACCAAGGAGUCUGCUCUGGCCAUGAUGCAGAUGGUGGAGGACACGCUCAUUGAGCACGCUCACACUAAGCCCCUCCUCCCGAGCCAGCUGAUUCGCUACAGAGAGCUGCAGGUUCCAGACGGCGGCUGGUUUGUUUACCAGCAGAGAAACGAGGUUCACAACAACUGCGGCAUCGAGAUCUACUACCAGACGGACAUGCAGACGACCCACGAGAACAUGCUGCUGGAGCUCUUCUGUCAGAUCGUGUCUGAACCCUGCUUCAACACGCUCAGAACCAAAGAGCAGCUCGGUUACAUUGUGUUCAGCGGGCCUCGGCGGGCCAACGGGGUGCAGGGCCUGCGGUUCAUCAUCCAGUCGGAGAAGGCGCCUCACUACCUGGAGAGCCGCGUGGAGGCCUUCCUCUGCACCAUGGAGAAGACUCUGGAGGAGAUGAACGAGGAGGCCUUCCAGAAGCACAUCCAGGCCCUGGCCAUCCGCCGCCUGGACAAGCCCAAGAAGCUCUCCGCUGAGUGUGCCAAGUACUGGGGGGAGAUCAUCUCCCAGCAGUAUAACUUUGACCGAGACAACAUCGAAGUGUCUCACCUGAAGACGUUGAUGAAGGACAACAUAAUGCACUUUUACAGAGAGCGUCUGACAGUGGGGGCCCUGAAGAGACACAAGGUGUCCGUGCACGUCCUGUCCAGGGAGAUGGACUCCUGUCCCAUCGUGGGGGAGUUUCCUGCUCAGAACGACGUCAACCUGGCUCCCGCUCCAUCCCUGCCCCUGCCCACGUUGAUUCAGGACAUGACGGAGUUCAAGAGGAGCCUCCCUCUGUUCCCGCUGGUGAAGCCUCACAUCAACUUCAUGUCUGCCAAACUGUGAGGGGGCGGGGCCAAGAGGUCCACACACGCCGCCGUGAGAUGGGAGGGGGCGAGCAGCCCCAAACACAGACGCCCCCACACACACCUGUUUCCCACUAAAACCCCCCAGACCUUCUCGUCCCAUCAGGAAGACGUUCACCUGACUGAGCCGGCAUGACUGCGUGCGUUUGCGUGUGUGCGUGCGUGUGCACGUGGUAGCUGUGGUUGUUUAAUUGUGAUAGAGGUCUCACCAGACUCACGUCGUGUUUGACGUUUCCCCGCCUGCUUCACAGCUGUAGAGGAAGUAGAAACAACCGGAAAACAACCGGAGCUUCAGAGCUUGGAUCGUUGCGUUCGUCCUCAGAGGAGCUGCGUAAAGUUUUUAUUGUUUUUGUUUGUUUGGCUGUGAUCACAGAACAACUAUUUAUUUCAAACGGAUGCAUUUCGUUCGGAGCUGCGCUCGUUCUGCCUGGAAACCCAGUACAAUGUUGCCGCUGCGCCACCGU
Messenger RNA from Nematolebias whitei (Rio pearlfish), 3557 nucleotides. It is a transcript of the gene ide, whose product is annotated as insulin-degrading enzyme. The record is from RefSeq and is a predicted model, not a curated record. Gene Ontology annotation, molecular function: metalloendopeptidase activity; metal ion binding. The coding region runs from base 26 to 3073 and encodes 1015 amino acids. Lineage: Eukaryota; Metazoa; Chordata; Actinopteri; Cyprinodontiformes; Rivulidae. Gene Ontology annotation, cellular component: mitochondrion; cytosol; peroxisomal matrix. The transcript has 25 exons. Gene Ontology annotation, biological process: peptide catabolic process.